Messenger RNA from Chelonus insularis, 934 nucleotides. Its product is annotated as E3 SUMO-protein ligase NSE2-like. The coding region runs from base 121 to 744 and encodes 207 amino acids. NCBI's taxonomy places the organism in Eukaryota, Metazoa, Arthropoda, Insecta, Hymenoptera, Braconidae. Gene Ontology annotation, biological process: protein sumoylation; double-strand break repair via homologous recombination. The record is from RefSeq and is a predicted model, not a curated record. Gene Ontology annotation, molecular function: zinc ion binding; SUMO ligase activity. Gene Ontology annotation, cellular component: Smc5-Smc6 complex; nucleus. The transcript has 5 exons.
GUCAUUUUUGUCAUGAUUAUAACCUAGUUAAAUCAGUCAAAACAUAACAAUUUUAAACGUUUAACAAAUUAAAUAAUAUUACAUUUAAGUUACAAAAAAGAAAAUUACAUAGAUAUAAAUAUGACGGAGUUUGAAAAAUCACUUCAAUCAGUUUGUGACAACAUGAUUAAAUCUGCAUCUUAUGCGAUUAAUUAUCUUGAGGAGAAUAAACGUCAAAAAGUACUUGAUACUUUCAAAGAAUGUCUUGAAGACUAUGUUAAAAGCACUGAAACUUUGAAACAUAUAAAUACAUUAAUGAAUCAAUCAAUAGAUCAAGACGGAGAAAGUGAUCAACAACAAUUAUUAGAGGAAUUCAAUCAACAAACAUCGUCAUUUGUUCCUGAUAUAUCAGACAAUGAAUAUAUACGAGAUUAUGAUGAGUGUGUUGAAAAGUUGGUUAAAAUUAUGACUGGAGUCAACGUCAAUAAUACUGAUACAGAAAUGGAAAUAACUGACGAAGGCUUGAAUAGUUAUGCCAAUCUUAUUUGUCCUAUUAGCAAGGCUAAGAUGACACAUCCCAUGAAAAACACUAUUUGUGGUCAUAUUUAUGAUAAGGCUAGCAUAGAUGCUGUACUUAGAAAUUCUAAUGCUACGAGAUGCCCAAUCGUUGGCUGCCGCAACAAAGAAUUCUUAAAUAAAUCGUACCUUAAACCUGAUCUUGUUGCUCAAAUAUGUAUAGAAGCAUGUGCAAAUCGUUCAGAUUAAUAUGCAAUUCAUAUAUCAUUUUAUUGUGUAGAACAAACAUCAUAAUUUUAAGUUUUUUAAUGGAAACAAGAUAUUUUUUCAUAAAAGUUCAUACUUGAGAUAUAUUAAGGAACAGACAUUUGCUAUAUUUAUUAAGAUUAAUUAAUAUUCAGAUAGUUUUUAAAACAAAUGAUCAAAAAAAGUCGUUCAA